AUGGGCUGGGGCAUGGGGCAUGGGGCGUGGAGCAUGGGACAUGGAGCAUGGGGCGAAUAUGGGCAGGAACGUGCCAGGCCCAGAGUUGGCCAGAACCAGACGGUUUCGCCGGGCAACCAGACGCCAGCCAACUGCCGGAAUCUCUACGGCUAUGGCUAUACUCAGGACUCCUCCGCAGGACGUACCUCGUUGCCGGAUCAGUCAGUGAUCGGCAACAGCCCCAGAGUUGACGACAACUCCAAGCUCGAAGCUUCAUCAUCAGAAAUCGACCAUGGCACAGUUUACGCCCGUUGCAAACUCCAUCUUGUUGGCUUUGCGUCGUCCCCUAACAUUUGA
Messenger RNA from Ustilaginoidea virens, 336 nucleotides. RefSeq lists its product as uncharacterized. The transcript has 2 exons. Lineage: Eukaryota; Fungi; Ascomycota; Sordariomycetes; Hypocreales; Clavicipitaceae. The coding region runs from base 1 to 336 and encodes 111 amino acids. The record is from RefSeq and is a predicted model, not a curated record.